UUUUCAGAACUGUCAAAUCGAAGCCGACUCGCUUUUCGCUUGCUCAUGUUCAUCGUCGUUGUUUAAAAGCAAAAGUUUAGAUCAUUUAAAGGAUUACUAUUACGAUACAUCUUUAAAUACCAAACGGAAAACUCGUUAAUUAGCUCUUCGCUAUGGAUCAAAAUAUGGACAUUAACGCUUUUGAGGGCCGUAUUGUGAAGAUGGAGGUGGAUUACACGGCUAUUUGUGAUGAGAAAAUUCCGCUCUGCAAAGCGAUGGCCAAAAAUGAGAAUAAAUUCAACGAAGCGUUGGAGAUUUUACUGCAGCUGGAGAAACAGACUCGCAUCGCCAUGGAUGUGGGUUCCAGCUCGCGGGUGCUUAUAACCAUCGUGCAGAUUUGUUUCGAGGCUAACAAUUGGAAUUAUCUGAACGAGUAUAUUACAAUCCUGGUCAAGCGGCGUUCUCAGUCUAAGCACGCGGUGGCUAAAAUGAUUCAGGAAUGUUGCACCUACGUGGACAAAACACCGGAUAAAGAAACGAAACUGAAGCUAAUCGAUACAUUGCGAACAGUUACUGAAGGAAAGAUCUACGUUGAAGUAGAACGUGCACGAUUGACCAAAAUGUUGGCUGACAUUAAAGAAACGGACGGUGACGUUACCGGAGCGGCGUCGAUUAUGGAAGAACUCCAGGUCGAAACAUACGGUUCAAUGGACAAGCGGGAAAAGGUAGAGCUUAUUCUAGAACAAAUGAGACUGUGUCUGGCGAAGCAAGAUUUUGUUCGAACGCAAAUUAUUGCUAAGAAGAUAAGCAUUAAGUUUUUCAACGAUCCGGAACAGCAGGAUCUGAAGCUAAAGUAUUACGAUUUGAUGAUUCGGCUAGACAAGGAUUCGUCAUUUAUUAAAACGUCUCACCAUUAUUUAGCUGUUGUGGAUUCUGAGCUUAUUGCGAAGGAAACCGAACGACGGCAAAAAAUGAUGAUCUAUGCCGUGUUGUACUGCAUUUUGUCACCGUAUGAUAAUGAACAGGUUGAUAUGAUGCAUAACCUAUCGAAAAAUAAGUUGCUCGAAGAGCUUCCUGUUUAUAAAGAAUUGUUGCGCUUGUUUAUGUGCAAGGAACUCAUCAACUUCGACGCCUUGUGUGCUGUCUAUGCUGCUGAGUUGAACACCUUCGAUAUCUUCAACCAAGAAACUACUCAUGGCAAAAAGUGCUGGGCAGAACUGAAGAAUCGAUUGAUUGAACAUAACGUACGCAUUAUUUCCAACUAUUACACCCGAAUCAAUCUCAAGCGUAUGGCGGAGUUGCUUGAUUUGAGUGAAAACGAGUGUGAGGAAUAUCUAUCCCGAAUGGUCAACGCAGGAACCUUGAAGGUUAAAACAGAUCGACCAGCCGGAGUUAUAUAUUUCUCAACCAAAAAAGCUGCUUCGGAGAUUCUCAACGAUUGGGCGUUUGGACUGAACGAACUCAUGAAUCUGGUGAAUAAAACGUGUCACUUGAUCAAUAAGGAAGAGUGUAUAAACAACGUAAUGCCGGCACCAACUAGUGCCACCGUGGUCCCUUUGUGAGCACCUCUGAAUAAUUGUUUAGUAGAACAGUUGGCCAGAAUCAAUCAAUCUCUCGAGAUAUAAUGUUAAAAAAAAUUGAUCAGUGUAAUGACUUUCAUACUAACAGCUGAAGCGUUCUUAAACUAAGAUUGAACUAAAGCAAUA
Wyeomyia smithii (pitcher-plant mosquito) is the source of this 1685-nucleotide messenger RNA. It is a transcript of the gene Rpn5, whose product is annotated as 26S proteasome non-ATPase regulatory subunit 12. The record is from RefSeq and is a predicted model, not a curated record. The transcript is spliced from 4 exons. The coding region runs from base 153 to 1541 and encodes 462 amino acids. Gene Ontology annotation, cellular component: cytoplasm; nuclear proteasome complex; proteasome regulatory particle, lid subcomplex. NCBI's taxonomy places the organism in Eukaryota, Metazoa, Arthropoda, Insecta, Diptera, Culicidae.